Molecule: messenger RNA, 2478 nt
Organism: Scutellospora calospora
Lineage: Eukaryota; Fungi; Glomeromycota; Glomeromycetes; Diversisporales; Gigasporaceae
Source: the annotation of a GenBank genome assembly
AUGAAACAAGUAGAACCAAAACAAACUUUAAGUAUUAUCAUUCCAAUUGCUUUAUACCAGCGUUUACAGCAAGAAGUAGGUAAAGGUAAAAUUAGUAAAUUUGUUAAAGAAACCAUAGAGGAAAAAUUAGAGCAAGAAAAAGAAAAUUUAGGCAGAGCCUAUCAGGAAUGCUAUGUUAAUAACCCUCAUUUAUUAGAGUUAGCGAAAAAUUUCGGAGGAGAUGAUAGAAAAAGUGGAAAAAUCUUUACAUAUCACUUUGGCUUUAAAAAAUUAAAAACUAUGUUAAAAUUAUUCGGUUUUCAAGAAAAAGCCGUUUUAGAAAUAGUAGAAAAAUACGAAAAAUAUCUCAAUAAUCGUAUAUCGAUAACCAUCAAAAGAAUAGAGAGUGAAGAAGAAAUACCAGUUCCUUUUAUCCAAAUUUUAGAUGCUCUAACUGGCUCGGGAAAAACGGUAAUUUUAGCCAAAACAGUGGGUGAAAUUAGCAAAUUAACUUCCUUAAAACCAAUAAUUUUGUGGUUAAGCAAAGCCAGUGUAGUAGUCGAACAAAGUUUUGAUAACUUAACCAGCGGAGGCAAAUAUCACCAUUUAUUAGGCAAAAGCGAAAUUAUUAUGUUGUCAGAAUAUCAAGAAAGAUUAUUAGAGGAAAAUGAAACUCUGGUUCUUUUUGCUACUGUGGGAACUUUUAAUCAAAAAGACAAGGAGGCUGGCAAUCGCCAAAUUUAUCAAUUGGUAGAAGCCGGUUUAGUGAAAAAAGUAUUAAAACUGGCUGCUUAUGAAACUCCGAUGGAAGAAACUGUUUCUUCCCUGAUCGGGGAUUUGAGCCAAAUUGAAGAACAAAUUAAACAAUCCAAUCUACCCCAGCAAAAACCUAAGGCCAUUUAUGUUUUGGAAAAAUGUGGUGUCAAAUCCGAAAAUAUUGCCGCUUACUGUGAUUUGAAGUUUGCUAAAAAUUAUCCUAAACCCCCAGAAUUUAAAUUAUUCAGUGGUGGUGGCGAGAAAAAAUAUCAAGAAUUUACUGCCGGUGAUUAUCAGCAUAUUAUUUUUAAUUUAGGCUUACAAGAAGUUUUACGACAGCCUAAACCUAAUAUUACCCACCAGUUGCCGGAAAUGCUAAAUACCGCUCAUUUUUAUAUUCAGAUAGAAAAACAAAGUGCUUUUCAAGAAGUAAUUGAGGAAGUUAAUCAAGAAUUACAACAAACUGCUCCGGAAAUUGAAGUAAAAGUGGUAAGUUCGACUGAAAAGCCUGAAUUAGUUAAAGUUCAAGGCGACUAUGAAGUGCCAAUCAUCAUUUGUAAUAGAACUGGCUAUCGCUCAAUUACUAAAAAAUAUAUUGACGAGCAAGGUAAUACUCAGCAAGUUUUAAGAGAAAAAAUUGGGGAAACUAGUCGCACCACUGCCCGAGCCAUUUUUUACCGGGAAAUUACUCUUCAUAAAGAAAUUAUUGAAAAAAUUAACAAAAUAGUUGACAUUUAUUUAGAAAAUUCUUAUCUCGAACAAAGUUCGGUGGAAAAUUAUAAAAUUCCUGAUAUUUUGCUUUACAACCCUCAAAAGUCAUUACCAUUCAAAAAUAGUCUUCAUGAAAGGUAUUCUCAACUAAAUAAACUAGAAAAGGAAUUCGUCCAAGAAUUAGAUAAAUUUUCCGAUAAUGUUGUUGCUAUUGAUACUAGUGGCGAGCAUUUAAUCCAAGAUAAAACUGACCGCAAAUUAUUAAAUAUUUUGUCCUCUGACAAUAGGCAAGACCAAUUUCGUGGUUGGUUCAAUUCCUCGCUAAUUACUUCGGUUAUUCUUGCUGGUAAAGCACCAUAUCAGCAAAUUCUCUCUCAUGGAUUUGUAGUCGAUGAAAAAGGACAUAAAAUGUCCAAAUCAUUAGGUAAUGUCAUUGAUCCUGAGGAUAUUAUAAAACAAUUUGCGAACAUGCCUCCGGAACUGAAAAACGAAAAAGAUUUAGAGCAAGAAUUAAGUCCAGCAGACUAUUACAUUCUUCAUAAGUUAGAAAAAAUAGCGACAGAAAGCCAAAAAAACUAUAAUGAAUAUAAUUUUAACCCUAUUUACUCCUCUUUAUUGAAUUUCUGUAUUAAUGAUUUAAGUUCUUUCUAUUUUGAAAUUAGCAAGGAUAGUUUAUAUUGUGAUAGUCUUUAUUCUCUUCGUCGCCGGCAAAUUAUUACUACUCUUUAUUACUUAUUAAAAGGACUGUUAAAAAUUAUUUCACCUGUUUUACCUUACUUAUCCGAAGAAGUUUAUCACAAUAUCCCUUUCUGUUUUGGUUUUGCGGGUCAAGAGAGUGUUUAUUUAGCAAACUAUUCUCGAAACUUGCUUCUUGCACCCGCUAACGAAAAGAAAAUAGAAUUAAUUACUGAUUUUUUGCUUCCCCUUCGUCAAGAUGUUUAUCAGGCCUUAGAAAAAGCCCGUCAAGAAAAAGUUAUUAAUGCUAACUCGCAAGCCCAUUUAAUAAUUUAUCUAAAAAAAGAAAGUGAAUGA